UUUCAAAACUAGUCUACUGUUCAACGCAGAAUAAUAUACCUGAAGAUAUCAGAAAAAUUAAAUGGCGCACCCUUCAAACACAUUAUAUAAACCGGAGAUAAUGAAGCGGUGCCUCUUCAUUGUUCUGAUAUUCAGUGUAAUUUUGAAUCAGUUCGUGACAGGUGCUCCACAGAUAUCACAGCCGACAAAUGGAGCGACUCCGCCCGCACUGGGCCAAAGUGCGUCGAGUUCGUUUCUGCCAUCAUUUCCCGGUGAUACUGGCUUUCGACAAUUUUCAGACACUAUUGCCGGAUCGGUUAGUAAUAUAAGCAUGGGGCUUGGCAAAAUAACAGAAAUGCUACUAUCAGAUGUUACAAAGGCGGUUGGCACUUUAUUUAGUGGUUGGUUUGGAGCUGGAAGAGUGAACGAAGCGAACCAAAGAUCGUACAUCAACCAGUUACAACCACAAAACCAACAGAACAAUAGUGCCACAGCUUCAAAUUCACCAGCAGCACAGCCAUCACAAAGUGGAUCACCGUCAGGAUCGCAAACGACAACAUAAUUUACAACAUCCCAUUAAAUGCGAAAACGUACAAAGCGAGUCACUUAACAAUGAAGCGCUUUGAUGAAAUAUUCUCUCUCUCUCUCUUCAUUUAAGUUCAUAUAAAUAAAGUCGUACGAGAACAUUUGUAACACACGCUAAUUGUAGACUGAACAAAAAAAGUAUAUAAAAGUAAUAUACUGCUUUACAUAAAUUCUUUUCCAUCAAGUAUUUACAUGGGAAUAAAUAAAUUUCUUUUGAUAUUUAAA
This is a messenger RNA of Contarinia nasturtii (swede midge), 789 nucleotides long. RefSeq lists its product as uncharacterized. The transcript has 5 exons. The record is from RefSeq and is a predicted model, not a curated record. The coding region runs from base 62 to 541 and encodes 159 amino acids. NCBI's taxonomy places the organism in Eukaryota, Metazoa, Arthropoda, Insecta, Diptera, Cecidomyiidae.